Messenger RNA from Salvelinus fontinalis (brook trout), 4467 nucleotides. Its product is annotated as protein NDNF-like. Gene Ontology annotation, molecular function: protein binding. Gene Ontology annotation, biological process: extracellular matrix organization. The transcript is spliced from 2 exons. Bases 2375 to 3820 code for a protein of 481 amino acids. NCBI's taxonomy places the organism in Eukaryota, Metazoa, Chordata, Actinopteri, Salmoniformes, Salmonidae. The record is from RefSeq and is a predicted model, not a curated record.
GUGAAACACUGAUAGACAAUAAAAGCAAUUACACACAACACCCUCUCACAUGUCAUUUCUAUUCAUAUCAAUUCGGGUUUCAUUACACCACAAUCCAAUUCAAACUGGAGACAUUUAUUUUUGACAUAGUGGCCAUUAAAAGAGUAACCCUGGUCAUAAAUGUCUACAAGAUAGGAGAGACUUAAUCAAUCCAUUGGUCUUGUUCACUCUUUCCACAUCUCUGUUUUCCUCUCUCCCUCUCUCUUACUCACACACACAGUACUGAGCCCAGGAUACUGAAUAAAACCGGUUUAGUUUAUCACUGGACAAUCUUUCCAAGCAUUUUACCUUUUGCUUUCUUUAAUUUCAAAGCAAGAAGGACAGUAAUAUAUCUAACUGCCACACUUUUUUCCUGAAUGUAAGAGAGAUUAGACUGAAGUAUUGCCAGUACUUGAGAAUGAGAGAGUUAAAACAUUUGCCAUUUCAAAUAAGACAUACACUGAGAGCAAAAUAGAUAGGUUUGUACAGAACGGCAUGCAAGUUAUACCCUGUACAGUAUAAACGGAAAUUCAGCUUAAGUUAGACCUUUAGCAUUCUAUUGAAAAUGCAUCAUAUUCACGCCCAAGAUCAGACUCUGCGGUUUUUAUUUGUGAUGCUAUGGGCUAAGUGAAACCCGAAAUAGAGCAUAUCUGGUGAAAACCUCUUCAAGAGUUGCAAAGAUAUAACUUGAGUGACAAAAUAAAGAACAGAUGAAUCUAAGCUACAUAACUACAUUCAUUUAAAUGUUAUAAUAAUCUAUGGUUGUGCAUUAAAAAAAAAGAUUUUGUGCAUCGAUUAAACACAAAAGUUGCCUUUUUAGGCCAGCAAUGAACAUCCAUCAUGACCCUCACCAGCCUGCUUAGUUAAAAUCAGUGGGUAUUUUAGAUGGACAGACAGCUUUAUGAAGUCAACAGUGACACAUACACUGAGUGUGCAAAACAUGAGUCUUUUUCUGACGGCAAAGGGGGAUGUAACUCAAUACUAUGAAGCCGUUCCUAAUGUUUUGUACACUCGGUGUAAAUCAUUCAGUGUGUGAACCCAAGGCUUCCCAACCUCUGCCUAAAUUAUUCAGUUAGAUUGUGUAACAUUUGGUACCCUUUCAUUUCCUUAAUAAAAAGUAACUGCCCCUAAGAACCCAGCAAUCCCUUUGAAAACAGUAUGUGUGGCAUUGAUGUCAGAAACAUUUAUUCUAGUGUCAAAAUUGACUAAAAAGUGUACAUUGGAUACAUUUGGUAAUAAAGUCAGUAUCGUCUAAAACGGAGUUUGGAACCUCCGUGCUUCACAAGGAGUAAAUGAAGGUUGGGUUUGGAUUACGAUGUCAACAUAUCAUGCCCCCUUUUUCCAAGCUCCACGUGCACAACGCCCCUCCCCUCCUUGAAUGUGGCUUCAUUAUUUCAUCGCCCUCAACGCGUUCUAAAAAUCACGGCGUGAAAAGACCAAUACGGAUUGCACAGCCAACAACUAUGGUUUGCAUGCCCUGCCGAUGGACCCUAUCACGCGGAAUAGGUGGUUGGAGUUUAUUGUGGUCUCCAGUGGUGGUGAGUAUACCGUAGCUAGACCAUAGACUGAAGGUGAUGUAUAUUUUGAUCAUCAUUAUCACUGUGAUCUCUAGCAUAGCUGACUUUAGCUAACUAGUUAGGUACCAAGCUAACGUUAGCCUACAUCAAUACAACUCGGAUUUGGCUUGGAAACACGAUAACAUUUCAAAAGAAGGCAAAUAAUUAGUAGCAACACCUUUUGUAAUGAUUCUGAUGUCACCAGAUAGCCAGCCAACUAAUAUUGAGGAAACCACCAUAUUUUAGCUAGCUAACGUUAGCAUUAGCUAUCUUUGACGAUCUUUUCUAGUAACAGUAAUGACAACAUUGGCAUCUCUCUAAAGUAAAUUUGAUGACAUCAUAAUAUGGCAAAGUUGUUUCCUAAUAAUUAUUUGCGUACUUUAACAAUGUCAUCAUAUUUCCAUGCAGCUCUAAAUUAGUGUAAUUUAGUCGAAACUGUCACAUUAGCCUCCGAGGCGAGAUGCAACCCAUGUAGGGCACAAAUAGAUACUGAAUGCAGCUAGUUAUGGUGGUACAUGUCUGACAACAACAGUGUAGUGACUAGCAGCAACAAACUCAAACCAACCCAGGGCCAUAGCAAAAUAUGUCAUAGUUGGUUGCAUAGUGUAACGGCAUCACUGCCCUGAAUCUGAUCCAAUCUGGAGCCAGUCAGUUUACAUCUGUAAAACAUAGAAUUACGAUCCAAAUGAAAUGACGUUAUUUUUCGAGCUCUGUUUAUAAUUGAGGGAUGAUGAUAAUCCUUGACCCUGUUUUUCUGUUAGAUAAAGUGCACAGUUGGGUGCCAGACUGAUCCCCUGGUCAUGAAUGGACCUACCAAAAGGAGCAAAGGGAGUACCAAGAAGAGUAUGCCAGAGGUGUGGUGGAGAGGACCUGGAACUGAAGCCAAGAUACACACCUACACUGGCAACGCCAUGAACACCUACACAGGUCCUUCGUACGCACCAGUAUCUAUCUACAUCCUCAGGCUGCGGUCCAAGGAUCAGGACACCAGGGCUACUGUGUACCUCCAUGAGGGCUCUGGGAUCUCCUGGGCCUUUCCACAGCUUCCCUCUGACUCCCGUGUCCACACCCUGGGUGUAGGAAUGACCAGUGUCACCCUCAGCUGGGCCCCCAGUGCCUCCCUCAAAAGGCUGCACACCCAACGCAGAUAUGACUACUGUGUCCUCGUAAAUCGCAAACACAACUACCGCAACCUUUGUGCCGCCCAGGAGGGCAUCAGGAAGGAGCGGGAGAAAGACAAGAAAAGGGAGAAGGACAAACAGAGGAAAGUAACUGUGUGGCCGAUUCUCAAAGACUGGUGGUGGCAGCAGUGGGAUGCUGACACUGAGCUCCGGUCACUCGCUGCGCUCCGUGACGACUAUGGUCAUCUCCAAUGUGUUUGUAAGGGAACAGAGAGCGUGUGCACUGUCUCUGAGCUCGUCCCUGACACGCAAUACUACUUUGACGUAUUUUUGAUUGACAGGCUAAAUGGAACCAGUGCCGCAUAUACUGGAACAUUCGCUCAAACACACGAGGAGGCCCGACCAGCUAUCACACCACUUAGGGAAGGGGAGCUCCGGUGGGUGACCUUCCGGGAUGGAGGCUCAACCUCUGGGGAGUUCUUUAGCUUCCGCCCCCGGGGCUGGCAACAGAGUGGCCUGCUCACUCUACAGAGCUGCGGAAGCAGUGAGAAGAUCAACAUCACCGUUUCCAGCAAGGGCAAAGAGCUGAGCUCCCAGGCUGUGGGAGAAAACCUGGCUCAGAUCUGGCUCCAGGGCAGCCUUUCCUACCUCAUCCACUUGGAGAAAGAGGGAACGGCGGCUCCGAGACAAGCUGCUCCAGGAGUACUGAAGGCCUCUGUUAAGAUGCAGGCGUCCUCCACUUACCAUCGUCAAGGGAUACCUUCGCUCCCCUCCACUCUGCAGAUAAAGUCUUUCAACAGGCUCAGGAGCUGUGAAUCUGUCACCCUGGCCUGGAUGGGCACAGAGGAGAGGAGCCUUUACUGCGUGUACCGCCAGAGGCUGGGUAAAGGGGGGGGUAAGAAGGGAGGCACGGCACCCUGCCUGGGGCCUGAGUCACGGUCGGACACUGAGAGAGUCCUGUGUAAAUACUUCCAGGAGCUCAACCCUCGACGGGCUGUCACGACAGCCGUGAUCGGAGGCCUGGAGCCUGGGGUGGCCUACAUAUUUGAUGUCUAUCUAAUGAGACGCUGGGGGAUCCCCAUAAAGUACAGCAGCAAGACAGUGAGAACCAGGAAGGAGUGCUGAGCUGCUGCCCACUCCUAGUCUCAGUCUGCAGCAGCAUUGGACUUAACAAAGAGGUGAUUUAAAAAGACUUACCAUGACAAAGUCAUUCUACUACGAGGGAGACUGUUACGAAAUGUGGUACACCCUCUGAAGAGUGGUCACAUUUGAACACUGGUACUCAUGGAUUGGGUAGGAGUAGCAGAGGGGCGACUGCACACCAGCAAAAUUCAUUCCAUUUCAGUAACCUGUGCUUUUUGUCUUUUUGUUUAUAGUUGUUGAUGUUGUGCCAGUUGUCCAGGUACUAAUUGUGUGACCGAGUACAAAGGAGGAUAUGCGUUUUUGAUUAAUACAAAUUUUCAGUGAAGACUGUGCCAAGAAAUAUGCAACAGAAGCAGAUAGAGAUUUGACUAUACUUUGCAAUGGGGAGAGAGAACUUAUGGCAAGAACCUACAGUAUAUAUUUAGUGCUGCAAUGUUUUGUUUCAAUAUUCUAUAGGCUUAAAAAACAGAUAGGGUAAUCUAUUGAUGCUUAGCGCAAAGUCAAUGUGUAUCUUGUGUUCUGCUUUCGCAUGAAGUAGAUCAAAUUUGUUAGCGACUAGCUUCAUUGUCGUUGAUGUAUUAUUGUGCUAUACUUCAAAUACACCAAUAAACACACAUUAGGUAUCUGUA